UAUGCGGGGCUGCCCCGGCGCGCAGUGUGCGGAGCCCGGCGAGCGGCCGAUCGCCGCGGCGCUGCCCGGCCGCCCCUACGCGGCGGGGACCGGAGGAGACUAGAGGCGACUCUGCGAGGAGCCCGGUGGCUUCGGCAACCCCAGAGACCCAAGUCCGGCGCGGGCUCUUGAGGAGGAAUUGACAACAUGGCUUCCCCACCGCACCAGCAGCUGCUGCAUCACCACAGCACCGAGGUGAGCUGCGACUCCAGCGGGGACAGCAACAGCGUGACGGUGAAAAUCAACCCCAAGCAGCACCAGGGCUGCACCUCUUCCAAGCACUGCAAGUACAGCAUCUCCUCCAGCUGCAGCUCGGGGGAGUCGGGAGGCGCCCGCCGAGCCGGCGGAGCGGGCGGCAGUGGCUCCGGCCUCCGCCGGCCGAAGAAGCUGCCGCAGCUCUUCGAGAGGGCCUCUUCCAAGUGGUGGAACCCCAAGUUCGACUCCAACAACCUGGAGGAGGCUUGCAUGGAGAGAUGCUUCCCGCAGACCCAGCGCAGGUUUCGUUAUGCCCUCUUCUACAUUGGCGUGGCCUGUCUGCUCUGGGGCAUCUACUUCGGCAUACACAUGAGAGAGAAACAGAUUGUUUUCAUGGUGCCGGCUCUGUGCUUCCUCCUGGUAUGUGUAGCUUUUUUUGUGUUCACUUUCACUAAGACUUAUGCCCGCCAUUAUGUAUGGACUUCGCUGAUACUCACCCUCCUGGUGUUUGCUCUGACCCUCGCUCCUCAGUUCCAGGCUCUGAAGCCUGUCUCAGGAAGUGGUGACAUGUCCAACCGGACUCCCCCGGCAGAUCCCACAGACACUUGUCUUUCUCAAGUGGGCAGUUUUUCUAUGUGUAUUGAAGUGCUCUUGUUGCUUUACACAGUGAUGCACUUACCCCUGUAUUUAAGCUUGUUUCUGGGACUGUCGUACUCGGUCCUCUUCGAGACCUUUGGUUAUCACUUCCGUGACGAGAAUUGUUUCACACCUCUGGGAGCUGGUGCAGUUUACUGGGAGCUGUUGAGUAAAGCCUUCCUGCACAUCUGCAUCCACGCCAUCGGUAUUCAUUUAUUUAUCAUGUCCGAAGUCAGAUCGAGAAGCACAUUCCUGAAAGUGGGGCAAUCCAUCAUGCAUGGAAAAGACUUGGAAGUGGAAAAAGCCCUGAAAGAGAGGAUGAUUCAUUCUGUUAUGCCAAGAAUAAUAGCCGAUGACUUAAUGAAGCAGGGGGAUGAUGAAAGUGAAAACUCCAUCAAACGUCAUUCCACCUCAAGCCCCAAAAACAGGAAGAAGAAGCCCUCCAUACAGAAAACCCCCAUAAUAUUCCGUCCUUUUAAAAUGCAGCAGAUAGAGCAAGUGAGCAUUUUGUUUGCAGAUAUUGUUGGCUUCACGAAAAUGAGCGCCAACAAAUCAGCCCACGCCCUGGUGGGACUCCUGAAUGACCUCUUUGGACGCUUUGACCGUCUGUGUGAGGACACUAAAUGUGAGAAGAUCAGCACUUUGGGAGACUGUUACUACUGUGUGGCCGGCUGCCCUGAGCCCCGGGCAGAUCAUGCCUACUGCUGCAUCGAGAUGGGCUUGGGGAUGAUCAAAGCCAUCGAGCAGUUCUGCCAGGAAAAGAAAGAAAUGGUGAACAUGAGAGUCGGUGUUCACACCGGGACAGUCCUGUGUGGCAUUUUAGGCAUGAGGAGGUUCAAGUUCGAUGUGUGGUCCAAUGAUGUCAAUUUGGCCAAUCUGAUGGAGCAGCUUGGGGUGGCUGGAAAGGUCCAUAUUUCGGAAGCUACUGCCAAAUACUUGGAUGAUCGUUAUGAAAUGGAGGAUGGAAAGGUGGUUGAGCGCGUCGGUCAGAGCGUGGUAGCCGACCAGUUAAAAGGUUUAAAGACCUAUCUGAUCUCAGGUCAGAAGGUGAAGGAGCCCCAGUGCAGCUGUUCUCAAACGUUGCUUCCUGGCUUGGAGUCAGCAGACGGAGCCAGGACACCGGGAACGUCGUCAGCCGAGAACUCCAGCGACCUGACCAAGACAACCAAACAGGUGGAAAAGCCCAAGCCUUGCCCUUCAUGUAGUACCACCCUUACUCCCCACUGCGAUGUCAGCAUAGAUGAAGGAGCUAUCCAAAAUGGUUGUCAGGAUGAGCAUAAAAACAGUACGAAGGCUCCAGGAGGACACAGCCCAAAGACCCAGAAUGGACUUCUGAGUCCUCCCCAGGAGGAGAAGCUCAGCAACAGCCAAACCUCUCUGUAUGAAAUGCUGCAGGAGAAGGGGCGCUGGGGCGGAGUGAGCCUGGACCAGUCAGCUCUGCUUCCCCUGAGGUUCAAAAACAUCCGAGAAAAGACAGAUGCCCACUUCGUGGAUGUCAUUAAAGAAGACAGCCUCAUGAAAGAUUACUUCUUUAAACCACCUAUUAACAAGCUGAGCCUCAACUUCUUGGAUCAGGAUUUGGAGAUGGCCUACAGGACGAGCUAUCAGGAAGAGGUUAUAAGGAAUGCUCCAGUGAAGACAUUUGCCAGUGCAACCUUCAGCUCGCUCCUGGACGUGUUCCUGUCCACCACAGUCUUCCUCAUCCUCUCCAUCACGUGUUUCCUGAAGCACGGCAUGGUCGCGUCCCCUCCGCCACCUGCGGCCGUCGUGGUGUUCGUCAUCGCCAUCCUGCUGGAAGUGCUGUCACUUGUCAUCUCCAUCAGGAUGGCAUUCUUCCUGGAGGAGGUGAUGACUUGCACCAAGCGUCUCCUGGAGGUGAUAUCUGGCUGGCUGCCUCGACACUUCUUCGGUGCAAUCCUGGUUUCUCUCCCAGCUCUUGCAGUUUUUUCACACUUCACCUCUGAUUUUGAAACAAAUAUACAUUACACCAUGUUCAUGUGUUGUGCCAUUCUCAUCACCAUUGUGCAGUACUGUAACUUCUGCCAGCUCAGCUCCUGGAUGAGAUCCCUGCUGGCAACCGUGGUGGGAGCAGUGCUGCUCAUCCUGCUCUACGUCUCCUUGUGUCCCUCCAGCUCCAUGGAAGCUCCUCAUCUAGAUUUGGCACAGAACUUUAGCUCCAGAAAGAGCCCGUGCAACAGCUCGGUGCCGAGCGACGCCAAGCGGCCGGCGGAGCUGAUCGGCCAGGAGGUGGUUCUGGUGUCCUUCCUGCUGCUCCUGCUGGUCUGGUUCCUGAACCGCGAGUUCGAGGUCAGUUACCGGCUGCACUACCACGGGGACGUGGAGGCCGACCUGCACCGCACCAAGAUCCAGAGCAUGAGGGAUCAGGCUGACUGGCUGCUGAGGAAUAUCAUCCCGUACCACGUGGCCGAGCAGCUGAAGGUGUCCCAGAGCUAUUCCAAAAACCACGACAGCGGCGGGGUGAUCUUUGCCAGCAUCGUGAACUUCAGCGAGUUCUACGAGGAGAACUACGAGGGUGGCAAGGAGUGUUACCGAGUCCUGAACGAGCUCAUCGGGGACUUCGAUGAGCUGCUGAGCAAACCCCACUACAGCAGCAUCGAGAAGAUCAAAACCAUCGGGGCCACCUACAUGGCGGCGUCGGGGCUGAACACCUCGCAGUGCCAGGACAGCAGCCAUCCCCACGGGCACCUGCAGACCCUUUUUGAAUUUGCCAAAGAAAUGAUGCGGGUGGUGGACGACUUCAACAACAACAUGCUGUGGUUUAACUUCAAACUCCGGAUCGGCUUUAACCACGGCCCCCUCACAGCCGGGGUCAUCGGCACCACCAAGCUGUUGUAUGACAUCUGGGGGGACACCGUGAACAUCGCGAGCAGGAUGGACACCACCGGCGUCGAGUGCCGCAUCCAGGUGAGUGAGGAGAGCUACCGCAUCCUCAACAAGAUGGGGUAUGACUUUGACUACAGGGGGACGGUCAAUGUGAAGGGGAAGGGUCAGAUGAAGACCUACCUUUACCCCAAGUGCAUGGACAACGGGAUCGUGCCACAUCACCAGUUGUCCAUAUCUCCAGACAUUCGGGUUCAAGUGGAUGGCAGCAUUGGGCGGUCUCCGACGGAUGAGAUUGCCAACCUGGUGCCUUCUGUACAGAAUUCUGAUAAGAUAGCCCAUGGCACAGAUAACUCAGAAGCCAAGGACAUCCUUCCUUCCGCCAAGAAGCUCCAGAAAGACACGGCGAAGGCAGAGGAGAGGUGCCGGUUUGGCAAAGCCGUGGAAAAGGAUGACUGUGAGGAAAUGGGGACUGAGGAGGUCAAUGAACUGACAAAGCUAAAUAUCUCUAAGAGUGUAUGAUGAACUGUCAGAGUUGCAUGAAGUGCUCUGUCCAUAGAAACACACAGACUUUUGCAAUUGGCAGUUUUCUUUUCCAAGAGAGACCUUCUCCACACCUGGGUUGUACGUUUGUGUUCAUUUCGGCACCUGGGGCUGUGUGGAUCAUGGCUCUUCAGGGCUUGUUUUCAUCCAUCUCUCUCCUCCAUGCCCCAAACCACAUCCCAAGCUCCCCAGCUCCCUGUGCAACCAUCUUACAGCUGAGUAGAGGAUAUUAAGUGCCUUCAGAUAUACUCCAUUGGACUCCCUGUCAAGGUACAGAGGCCCCAAGUGAAAUCAUAGCUUUGGGUAUUUAUCUAAUUUUAAAGAAAAGAAAAGCUGUGGUUAUAUCAUUUUUAUUGUUGUUUCUCACAAAACACUUUUUUUGGCUAAUGCAACUCCUUGGGUUUUUUAUAUCUCUCGGAACAAUGUUUUACUGUUAUCAGACCUUUUGUAUGUAACACACAGACAUGUGCAUGUAUCUACCAUAUGAGACUGCUAUAAAGUGCCAGUAAUGCACCACAAGAAUGUCUGGGCGAGGGGUGACACCCUUUGGGUCGGGCUGGAGGGGGAGUUGUGCCGUGGCUCAGCCUUUAGUUAGGGCAGGAGGAACAGCUGCUGUCGUUCUGUUCUCCUUUCCCGAUGCUUUCUGCAGCCUCCAUGUGCCAUCGUGUGCUUUGGAUAACUUCUUUUCCAUAUAGCCAAUGAGUUACUGAUCCGUGGGAAUGGAAGGAGGGUUGGGACAGUGCCAGCUCUGGGGACAGGUUUCCAGAAGCAGGAGAGACCACGGGAGUGCUGCAGUUCAGGGCUCCCGGCUCCGUACGCAGCUCAGUGGGCGAAGGUAGGUGACGUCGGUGUCUCUGAGCUGAUUGGAGAGAGAGAAAGAGAGAAGCGAAAUAAAUGUUUUGGGAAUGCCUUUAUUUAUUUAUUUAUUUUAUUCCUGUUUGGUUUUUUUGGGUUUUUUUUUAUUUUGUUUGGGAAUUUGCGCGUGUGGAAGGGACCGGGAGAGAUGAAUUGUUUGUGGGUUUAACGGGAGUAAUAAGACAGUGUUUGAGCCUCUUUGAACUACCAACCACUGUGAGGAUGUUACCUUAGGCAAUAUUUGGUUCCAAGCUGGUGGCACUUGGGAAGCCACCAAACACAGUCGAAUAUCCCAGCUUCCCUCUGGACUGAACCAAUGGUGCUGCACAAUAUUUUUCAGGAUUUUUACACACACACAAGUUCUUUUGCAGCAGGGAAGAAAUUAGAACGCUCCCUUCCUGCUGCUGAAAGCAGGAAUAGGGAAAAGAGUCCUUGUAGUGAGCUGAGAAGCACAAUCAUUUCCCAGUCCUGUGGACAGCUCUGUGCAGGUCCCUGGGAGCAGAGGCCUGCGGGAGCCCAGGAGCUGCUUGCACGGGGGGAGCUAUGGGACUGGGGGCUUAGGCUGUGCCAGUCUGCCUUCUGCAUGCUUCCACCACCUCCCUCUCUGGCAUUUGAUGGCCUGCUGGGGAUCAUAUUGACCAUUCAACUGUUCUAGUUCAGCCAACUCGCUCUGACACCAAAUAAAGUGAAAGUAUUUUUAUUCCCAAAACAAGCUGAUCAGCCAGGGAAGAGCUGGGGAAAGGUGGUGCUGCACUAGCUGCUGAUGGAAGCUGGGGGCUUUUUUCAUCUGAACUCGAGUCAGAAUGUAUUGAUUCUUCCUCUCAUCCCCAUGUGAUUUUGGGGUAUGACUAAUAAAUAUAUCCCUUGUGGGGUUCCUGUUCAGCUGGUGGAGAUCCAUCUCCACUCCACAGUCGGCAUGGAGCCCGUGAAGCCUUUCUCAGAUGUGAGUCUCUGGGAUUUCUGGAUCUCAGUUGAACAGAACUCUGUGCACAGGUCCUGCAAAGCUGCUGUUCAUGCAUGUCAGUAUUCCAUUUGAUGGGAAAGCUGCUCAGAAUUAAUCUUCUUCGCUCAAUCUGCCAGCACACAGCAAACCAGGGGAUCCUCACCCCCAGAUGCCUGUGCCACAGAUGCUGUUCCUGUUUGGAGGCUGUUCCCAUGAGCAGCAAUGGGAGGUGGUUUUGAGGGCAGAAUUUUCUAGCAGCUUCCUACUCCCUAGGUUACAACUUCCCCCUCCCCACAGUGGGUUGCACUUCCAACUUUCAGGUAGUAAUUCUGCAAAUACCUCUUGCAUAUGAAGAAUGUGUACCUGAAACCAUUGGGGUUUUCUUCUUCAAGAACCCAUUAGGGUUCUUGGUUCAGUUAAGGUGUGUCAGUAUUCCUUUUCCUACAAUCAAGGAGCUAACAUGAUCCAGAAUUGUUUACAUACCUUCCAGUGUUAUGUUAUUACCUUAGAGUCAUUCCAGCCUUUCUCCCUGUCACCUCUUUCUCCCAGUUUUAUAGACCCUGCCAUCCUUGCUCUCUCCCUGCUCAGCUGUGUGCCAGGGCAGAGCUCAGUCAGGACGUGCUGUUUCCUUGAGACGCUGCACAAUAACCAAACCUCCCCCAGCCCCAGCCCUGCACCAGGAGGGGUUGGCAACCUGUGGUUAAACCCAAAAGGAGAAGGUGCUGGAAUGGGACCCCAGACCCCGACCACCUUCCUCUUCAUUGUUCAGGAUGCAGAAUCCUUCCCCUUCAGCCUAUAAAGUGCACAGGGCUCCUGUGCUGCUGUGAUGUGGGGCUGUGGGAGUAUCGUUGGGUUUAUGGGAACAUCCAAAUACCAAACUCCAAACCUACCAGGGCCUCUCUGUUGGCACUAAGCGAAUAAAGGCACUGAGGACAGCAGCACUGGUGAGCUCAGAAAUCAAGGGCUGUUGUCUGCUCUGGGAACUGCCAAUGAUGGUAUUCUGCCUUAACUCUGGAUUGGGAAAAAACUCCUGCUGGGUGACCCGUGGUGCCCUGUUUGCUCAUUGCCAGAACAGCAGCAAGAAUUCCAUAGCUGGGGCUGCCAGGGGUUAAAUCUCUUCAAUGCAGUUUAGUAACCAAAUCAAGAAAUUCAGUUCUCAAUGGGUGGUUUGGAGUGUAAGAUUUUCCAGGUGCAAGGAGAUACCUGUUUGUGUUGUAAAGCAGUGUGAGCUGAACCUUCACACCUCCCCUUACGCUUUUGAAGAUUUAUCCUGACACAAAAAUGACUCUGGAGGCGUUUCGAGCAGUGUUGUGUGGCUGUGCUGCAGAAUUCCUGACACGUGUGCUGGUGGGAGGCCACAGGCAAAGUUCACUCCAUUAAAAUGCCUGUGGUGUGUGUGCUGUUGGUGCCAGCAGUGCUGUCAGUGAACGUGGGGGGUUGGCUGGAUCCCCAGGGGUUUAUUCCACAUGGACAAUCCAUGCGUGGCUGUGCUUCCAAUCUUUAGGGUGGUUUAAUGGCAGUGAUUUAAAAAUGGUCCAGAGAAGGGGAUUGGGGAGAUUGCUGAGUAUUUGUGAGCCCCGUGUUGCCUUCUGCCACUUGCAGCAUCUGCUCUGGGGUGCAGAGUGACAAGGAGUGCACAGAAUACUGUCAGUGAGGUCUUAAUCUGCUGCUAACACACCAACAUGCUUUUUCCUCCCUGCUGCUCCUGUGAGAGAUUUCUCUGUGAGAACCAGGUAAAUUACAUUCCCAUUGAUUCACUUCUGGUAUCAGGAUUUUGAGAAGGACAGAUUUACUGUUACUUCCCAACAUUUGGGGCCAUUCCCCUUUGCUGGAGGUAACGUGAGCACUGCAAGCAGAGUGGGACAGUGCCACAGCCUGGCUGCAGCUUCUGCUGUGUCCCAGGAGUGACAAAAUGAGGAGAAGAAAGGGUGGGUUCCCCAAGGGCUUUUCACAAAACAUAGGUAUUUGGAUACUUUUCUUUUAGGGCUAAAACACAUAAAGGAGGUGCCCAGAACAAAACUGAAAGGAGCUCCCUGUACCCAUAGCAGCUUUAGCUAAAGAGUUUAUUCCUGAGUAAAAGGCCAAGUUUUUAGGGUUUCUGGUAUUUAAAAAUUGCUAACUCUGACCUGUUUCUAAAACUUUCAGUCUGAAUACAGCAAAAGGUGUUGCAAGGGAGCAGUUAAUUCACAUCACAACAUCUCAAGAGGCUGAAGGUGCCUGAGGUUGGCUGUAAUGCCUUUGGCUGUUUAAAUCUGCACCUUGGCUUGGAGAGGUUCUGCUAAAUUUAAAAAUUUGUUUUCUCCUUUCUUCCGUGCUGUGGUCUCGUUUUCUCCAUCUGGAUGGGACACACAGGUGGCUGUUGCCUCUCUCUCCUCACCUUUGGGAACACAAAGAUGAAGCACUUUGUGUUCCUCAAUGUGUCUUCCUCAUUGCAUGGCAGAACCUGAGCAGAGCUCACAGCUCCGGGUGCUGCUGUCGCUGCUGGUGCCUCCCUGUGUCCUGAGGAAAGGGGAGAUUGUGUUUGCUUUGAUGCCUUGGUCUAUUUUGCCCAGUCACAGCUGCAGUUUCCUCCUCAUGGUGGUGACAGAAGAUACAGAAGAGGCAUGUCCCUGCAGUUAAAUUUAAGAAUUAAAUUUUAAAAUGCAGUUGUUAUUUAUUGAUGUGAUUUUUCCAGUUGCUGGAAAUGCCAGAGGGGUGGUUUGACUGUAAGAACAGAAUGAUUUGCAUGUGGGAACAGUCAAGGUGGAAGUGCAGGGAUGACCCAGGGCCAUGGCACUGCCAUCUCAAUGCCUGGGCAGCUGUGAAAAGCCAGCUGAAGUCUCAGAGUACUCCUGAGACUUGACUGGCUGCUUGUAGAACAUUGAUUUGGGCAGCAAAGUCAUUUGCUCCAAUGUUUUUCUCCUUUUGAGUUCUCUCUGCAGGCUGUAGCAGUCCUUGGUUUGUUUCCUGGGGUAAAACUUAAAUUGCUCUUUGCUGUUGCUGAGACUGAACUGUGCAGGCAGUGGCAGUGGGAUUCUGCAAAAUCCUAUAAAAAAGUUGGAAUUAGUAACCAUUACUCACCAAUUCCUGCAGGCCCUGGAGCUGUCUGAGUGCUGCCAUGGUGUGAAGGUGGCUCAGUUCAGAGCUGUAGGCAGGACUCAGUGUCAUGCUUUGGCUCCAUAUGGUAAAGUGCUUCCAGGUCUGGAACUGGGGAGACAAGGAGAAGGGAAUGUGGGACGAGCUGCUGGCUUGUUUCAAGGGCUGAUCUGUCUGUCCAGGAGUGCUGUUCAGGAAGGUGUCUCAAGCGUCAAGCAGAGCCUCAGCUUCCCAAGCUGUUCUUGUUUUCUGUGACUGGGGAACCAGAGAGCCUUAAAAUGGGCUAAUUUUAUUAAAAUCUGCAUUAACACCACCCUCUGAACUCGUACAGAGUUUUAUUGGUGGAAGUCAGACAGCAGGAGCUUAUUGCAUUUGUUUUAUUUAAAAAGUUUGUUUAAAAUGAAACAACAGGCUCUGUAGUGGUUAAAGGAGAAGAUAAAACGGGUGGUGUGUCGUGUCUUGACAGUGGUGCAGUUUGAGGGUGCCAUGGGAAGGAGGUUUGAGGUGCUUUGCAGACACACGGUAAAGCUCUGGUAGAAAAAAAAAAAACCACACACAUUUUUUAUAAAAUCUCUUUCAAGUCUUUCUGAUGUGAACUGAACUUCUGUCUCAGCCCUGAUAAGGGGCUGGGCUGUACAACAUGUACAGAACUGUUUGCUCCUUGCCUUUGGGAGUCAAUAUUGGCUUGGGAGAAAGAAGAUUAGUUUGGACAAAACAGAUUGGUGGAAGAUAUUUAAAGCUUUUUUUUUCCUGGUCCCUUAUUGUAGCUGCUGAACAUGUGCUGCCCUAACCCAGCUGCCCAGCCCGAGGCUGGCCAGGAGCUGGAGGCAGGUGCUCAGCGUCUUCCCACUCACCUGCUCAGGGGUGGAGCUCAACAUCCUCCUCGGGAGCUGUCCCCCACUGGACAUCGGUGUCUGAGGCAGCAGCCCUUGGUGUUGUACACUUCUGGAAUGGCCCUGAGGCCACUGUCAGCACCUCCUGUCCCAGCCUUGGUGUGCUCCAUUCUCUCUCCCUCUUCUCUGGCUCACUGCAGCAAUUGCACAGGAUCCCAGAAUGGUUUGGAUUGGAAGGGACCUUAAAGCUCAUCUUGCUCCACCCCUGCCAUGGGCAGGGACUCCUUCCACUGUCCCAGGCAGCUCUAUGCCCCAAUGUCCAACCUGGCCUUGGGCACUGCCAGGGAUCCAGGGGCAGCCACAGCUGCUCUGGGCACCCUGUACCAGGGCCUGCCCACCCUCCCAGGGAACAAUUCCUUCCCAAUAUCCCGUCCAUCCCUGUCCUCUGGCAGUGGGAAGCCAUUCCCUGUGUCCUGUCCCCAGUCCCUCUCCAGCUCUCCUGGAGCCCCUCAGGCCCUGCAAGGGGCUCUGAGCUCUCCCUGGAGCCUUCUCCUCUCCAGGUGAGCACCCCCAGCUCUCCCAGCCUGGCUCCAGCCCUUGGGACAUCUCCAUGCCUGUAAUGGAUUUUAAUGUCCAGAAAUUGCACUGUUCACUGAAUUGAACUGCAGAGAAGGUCCUGGCUGGGAACAGUUGGUACAAGUUUUAAGUUCCCACUCUUAUGGGUGAUGCUCUGACCAAUUUGUCAUCCAGCUCAUUGCUGGAUAUGUGGUAUAAGCCAGUGCCACCACUUGCAUGUCCCUGAUUUGGCCAUCAAUUCUCAAAUCCUCCUUCAGAUGAAUCAAAGUUACUUUCUCAAGUUUUUCCUUAUUUUCCUCCCUCAGUUACUCAAGUCUUCACUUGUUUCUACCUUAGUGCAUUUCAUCUUUGGAAUUGAAGAUGGUCUGUAUCGAUUUGUGCUGGAGAUACAGCUCAAGUCAGGGAAGGACACAUAGCAUGUUGUCCAUCUGUGGGUGUGCCCAAGGGGAAAUGCCUCUUCAGUGACUCUGAAGCUUUGCCUUUUCCAGGUGAGCCCAGAGCUGUGUUUAGGGUUUAUUUCCAGUACUGGAUGUACCGCUCCAUCAUGUCCAAAGGAGGAGGUGGCAGCACUGCCAGCUGUGCUGUGUCACUGCCUCAGCCAGUGUUUGGCCACUGCAUAGGUACUGGCAUGGUCCCACUGGCACCAGCAGAUGUUCCAGGAGGCCACAGGUACCAGUCACCCUCUCCCCAAUUUAAUUGCUUCUGGUUUCAGAGCCCAUGCUGAGAUACAGAGAACAUAAUACCUAUGCUGAGACAGAGACCUGUUACACCCUACUGCAAGUACAGCUUUAAACUUCCAAAGUAAUAAACUCUUUAAAGCCAAGAGCCUUAACAACUCCAACUUUCUGCUGAGACAAGAAACACAGUUCUGAGGUCGUGCUGAGUAUUUGGGAAUUUUUCCUGCUUGAUGGCAAUUGUUUCUGGUUUGCAGGGAGGCAGCAGCAGUAUCCAAAGAUGACAAGGACCUUGGCCACCCUCACCCAGUUCCCCAGGAACAGGUAAACAAGCAGCUCCGUGUGCUGUCAGGAAAGUCACCUCACUGCCCAGUGUCAGCUGGAUUGCUUUAGGUGUUGGAUUGCUCAGGAAAGCUCUUUCUUUCCAUGAAACAGUAUUCUUAACUUAGCAUCAGAUGUUGUCUUUGCUGGUGGCGGGGGCCGGAUUCCUCCUUUCUCACCCUUUGGCCCUUUCAGCACUGAGGGGGACAAGGCAGGGAUGUAAAUGAUUGGAAAGGGAGGGGGUCAAUUGGGAAGGAGCUGGAUGUGCCCCUAGAGGCAGCCCCAGUGAAGGAGCUGCCAUGUAGAUCCCAUAGUGGUGCCUGGGCAGCAGCAGCUCCAGCAGCCGAGCUGUCCCCAAGCUCUGGGGAGGUUUGCUCUGGGCUGCUGCCUGCUCCAUGCAGCCAGGCCAUGGACACCUGGGUAAAUGCACCUUCCCUCCUGCCUGCUGGUUUGAUUUUCUCAUGGAGCAAAUUUCAGCUGGUUACUGGAAGCCUGCACUGGGAAUCAGAGCGUUGUGUCCGACCACGACCGGCUGGGGCUGGGGAUAAGGGUUGGGGUUGGGGUUUGGGGUUGGAUCUGCCCACCCUCUGUCCACACAGUGACACCCACACAGUGAUCCCCCUGUAAAAGCCAUCACUGGGCAUCGAGGGUGGUGGUACCUGAUUACAAACAGCUGGAGAGAGAUUAUUUUUGCAGUAAUCAGCUGAAACCAGGGUUGGCUUUGGUUUGCCAAGGGCAAGGAGUGGGCCUGGGAGCCAGCACACGCCGCUGAGCAUCCCCUGCUUCCUUGAGAAGCUCCCUCAGCACUGACCCAGAGCUUCAGCACUCCUUGUCCUUGCAUAAGCACAAGUGGGGAUGGAUAGAAAUACAGAUGGAUAGAAAGCAUUAAUUGAAAAUGCCAUUGAAACAUUAUUGAAUUACAAAUUGAAAAUUAAUUGAGAACAGUUUCCAGUUAAAAUAUUUUAAAAGGCAAAUUGAAGUGUUUUGAAGUCUCCAGGUUAAGUGGUCAUUUUUUUUUUCCUGGUAUCUCUGGUUCCUUUCCCUCCUGCCCAGCGCAGGCCGUGUUCCCACCUUCUCCCUCCCUUGCAGAAAGAAAGAACCGCUCUGUUUACACCCCCUGCUGGGGCAGCCUCGCCCGGGGCUGUACGGGGGACGGGGCUUCCUCGCAGCAGCCUCACUGUAAAUACUCUGCCAAUGCUUUGUGGACAAACCGAGAUGGCAAAAAGUUGUAUCUGUGAAAUAUUAAGCUCUGUGUGUAUAUAGAUCCAACGCGUAUUACCUGCGGCUCUGUAAUCUAUUGUAUAUUAAACUGUUCCACUGUAUGGCCGAUCAUUUCAUGCUCUCUUAGAUGUAGAAAAGCUGAGAAGUAAUUCACAAUACACUGUGUCAACUCCAAA
Vidua chalybeata is the source of this 12928-nucleotide messenger RNA. It is a transcript of the gene ADCY9, whose product is annotated as adenylate cyclase 9. Gene Ontology annotation, biological process: cyclic nucleotide biosynthetic process; intracellular signal transduction; adenylate cyclase-activating G protein-coupled receptor signaling pathway. The transcript is spliced from 10 exons. NCBI's taxonomy places the organism in Eukaryota, Metazoa, Chordata, Aves, Passeriformes, Viduidae. The coding region runs from base 187 to 4233 and encodes 1348 amino acids. Gene Ontology annotation, molecular function: adenylate cyclase activity. The record is from RefSeq and is a predicted model, not a curated record.